This is a messenger RNA of Pygocentrus nattereri (red-bellied piranha), 2185 nucleotides long. RefSeq names its product B-cell receptor CD22-like. The coding region runs from base 1 to 1890 and encodes 629 amino acids. Lineage: Eukaryota; Metazoa; Chordata; Actinopteri; Characiformes; Serrasalmidae. The record is from RefSeq and is a predicted model, not a curated record. The transcript has 11 exons.
AUGUCUCUGACUGUUUCUCUGCUGGUUCUGCUCUUCAUCUCUGGAGUUGUUGCUCAGGAUGGGUGGGGUGUGGAUUACAAAGAUCAGUAUAUCUGUGCUCUAAAGGGGUCUACAGUGACCAUGCGCUGCACUUACACAUAUCCAAGUGGUCCCGUUGUCCAAAAAGCUUUCUGGACCAAACAGUGGGGUCAAGAUCUCCAGGUGGAGGUUCCUGAGAGAGUGAUAGAGGGAGAUGAAGUCACUCUCACAUGUAAAACCACCUGCAGUCUGACAGUCAGACCAACAUUCACCUGGUACAGAAAGGGACAUCCUUUAUCCUCCAGGACUGACCAGCUCCACCUGCAGCCGGUCAGCAGGGAGGAUGCAGACAGGUAUCGCUGUGCUGUACUGGGUCUUCGCUCUCCUGAGGUCACUCUUAAUGUGAGAUAUCUCCAGGUGGAGGUUCCUGAGAGAGUGAUAGAGGGAGAUGAAGUCACUCUCACAUGUAAAACCAGCUUCAGUCUGUCUUACAGACCAACAUUCACCUGGUACAGAAAUGGACAUUAUUUAUCCUCCAGGACUGACCAGCUCCACCUGCAGCCGGUCAGCAGUGAUAAUAAGGACAGGUAUCGCUGUGCUGUACUGGGUCUUCGCUCUCCUGAGGUCACUCUUAAUGUGAGAUAUGGUCCAAAGAGCAUCUCAGUGUCCAUCAGUCCCUCUGGUGAAAUAGUGGAGGGCAGUUCAGUGACUCUGACCUGCAGCAGUGAUGGAAACCCACCUGUGGAAUAUAACUGGAUUAAAGGAACAUCAUCAGUAGGAAAAGGAAAAACUUACACAAUGAAGAAGAUCAGCUCUGUGGACAGUGGAGAAUACAAGUGCAGGUCCAGUAAUGAACAUGGAGAGAAACUCUCUGAAGCUCUAACUCUGAAUGUUUUGUAUGGUCCAAAGAGCGUCUCAGUGUCUGUCAGUCCCUCUGGUGAAAUAGUGGAGGGCAGGUCAGUGAAUCUGACCUGUAGCAGUGAUGCAAACCCACCUGUGCAGAACUACACCUGGAUUAAAGGAACAUCAUCAGUAGGAAAAGGAGAGACUUACACAAUGAAGAAGAUCAGCUCUGUGGACAGUGGAGAAUACAAGUGCAGGUCCAGUAAUGAACAUGGAGAGAAACUCUCUGAAGCUCUAACUCUGAAUGUUUUGUAUCCUCCAAAGAGCGUCUCAGUGUCCAUCAGUCCCUCUAGUGAAACAGCAGAGGGCAGUUCAGUGAAUCUGACCUGCAGCAGUGAUGCAAACCCACCUGUGCAGAACUACACCUGGUUUAAAGAAGGUGGAAGCUCACCUGUAGGAUCUGGACACAGUUACAUGGCUCCACAGAGAGGAUCCUACUACUGUGAGGCUCAGAAUGAACACGGAUCUCAGAAAUCAGCUGCAGUGACUGUAAAAGGGGUCUGGAAUUCAGCUCUAUAUGCAGUUAUUGGAGUCACAGCUGGAUGUGGAUGUUUAUCUCUUAUCAUUGCUGUAUUUUGUGUAAGGAGAAAGAGAAGAGACAAUUCAGCUGAUGAUGCAGACCAGACACAGGAAAAUCUCUACAGUAAUGUGGCCGUAAGACCUGCAACCAGUGACGCAGCACCUGAUCCAGAUCCGUCCAAUCAGGACGAUGUUCAUUAUGCCAGUGUUGGACCCCGUAAACCCAGAAACCCCAGGAAUGCCGAGAGCUCUGCAGGGACAGCUUCUGCCUUUGGGGCUGAUGAGGAGGUUCAGUACGCCAGCGUCCAGCACCGCAGUGAUAAAGUAGUACAGAAGACUGAAGUGGACGCUCAGUAUGCGAGUGUGAGGUUUAGUCGCACUGGUGCUGCCAACAGGGCUGCUAGAUCCACACUUGAGGACCCCUCAGUGAUCUACUGCAGUGUGAAAUAACCAGCGUUCACAGGACCACCGUUUUGACCCAUGGACAGAACUUCAUCUGCUUGUAUUUGAAUCCUGCUGGAAAGAGAAGAUAAGCCCUCUGUUGCAUGAAGACCUCCUUUUCAGUACGACCAUUCUGUGGAUUAGUCCUUCUGAUAGUCACAGGAUGCUACUGGACUGACUUUCACCUUUUCAAAAGGUACCAUUUUCAAGAUUUCAGAUUAGAAAUACUGUAAAUACUUUAAGCGACAAGACUGAACCACUUAUUAGAUAUAAAACUCAAAGUAAUCGACCUCAAGCAAGAUCA